This is a messenger RNA of Gymnodraco acuticeps, 1968 nucleotides long. It is a transcript of the gene ddx55, whose product is annotated as DEAD (Asp-Glu-Ala-Asp) box polypeptide 55. Bases 91 to 1905 code for a protein of 604 amino acids. The record is from RefSeq and is a predicted model, not a curated record. NCBI's taxonomy places the organism in Eukaryota, Metazoa, Chordata, Actinopteri, Perciformes, Bathydraconidae. Gene Ontology annotation, molecular function: ATP binding; nucleic acid binding. The transcript has 14 exons. Gene Ontology annotation, cellular component: nucleolus.
AGCACCCGGAAACAGGAGCAGCGUGGAGAGUCAGCCCAGCGGUGGCUAACAACUUUAGCAUAUAACCGUGUUGAAUGUUAUAUUAACAACAUGGAUAACACCACAGAGGGGACGUGGGAGAGUUUACCUGUAAAACUCAACGAGGGGAUUUUACAAACGCUCGAGGAAGUGAAGUUCACGCACAUGACACCUGUCCAGGCUGCUUGCAUCCCGCUGUUCAUGAGAAACAAAGAUGUGGCUGCUGAGGCGGUGACUGGGAGCGGAAAGACUCUGGCUUUUGUCAUACCUAUUAUUGAGCUGCUCCUGAAGAGAGAAGAGAAGCUAAAGAAGAUGCAGGUCGGCGCCCUGGUCGUCACUCCCACCAGAGAACUGGCUCUUCAGAUCAGUGAAGUGAUGAAACAGUUCCUUCAAAAAUUCCCACAGUUUACGCAGAUUUUACUGAUUGGUGGCACCAACCCCAUAGAGGAUGUGGAGAAGUUCAAGGAACACGGGGCACACAUAGUGAUUGCGACACCGGGCCGUCUGGAGGAUAUGUUCAGGAGGAAGGCUGACGGUCUGGAUCUGGCCAGCUCAGUGAAGGGUCUUGAUGUGCUGGUUCUCGAUGAGGCUGAUAGACUACUCGACAUGGGGUUCGAGGCCAGUCUGAACAACAUUUUGGGCUUCCUGCCCAAACAGAGGCGUACAGGCUUGUUCUCAGCGACUCAGACUCAGGAGCUGGAGAAGCUGGUGAGGGCCGGCCUCAGAAACCCGGUGCGCAUCACCGUCAAGGAGAAAGGUGUAGCUGCCACCUCUAUGCAGAAAACACCCUCCAGACUCUCCAACUACUACACUAUAUGUCGAUCAGAGAACAAGUUCAACCACCUAGUGACGUUUCUAAGGCAACACAAGCACGAGAAGAACCUGGUUUUCUUCAGUACGUGUGCCUGUGUGGAGUACUACGGUCGGGCUCUGGAGGUUCUGGUCAAGAAAGCAGAUGUCCACUGCAUCCACGGCAAGAUGAAAAACAAACGCAACAAGAUCUUUGCUGAAUUUCGGGCCCUGAAAAGUGGGAUCUUGGUGUGUACUGAUGUCAUGGCCAGAGGCAUCGAUAUCCCCGAUGUUAACUGGGUGCUGCAGUACGAUCCUCCCAGCAAUGCCAGUGCGUUUGUACAUCGAUGUGGACGUACGGCACGUAUCGGCAAUCAGGGUAAUGCCCUCGUUUUUCUGCUGCCAAUGGAGGAGGCCUAUGUCAAUUUUUUGUCCAUCAAUCAGAAAUGCCCCCUCCAGAAGAUGGUCCUCUCAGGAGAUGUUCCAGAUGUGCUGCCCAAAGUGAAGACUCUAGCUCUGGCAGACCGCGCCAUGUUUGACAGAGGCAUGAGAGCCUUCGUGUCCUACGUCCAGGCCUACGCCAAACACGAAUGUAGUCUCAUCUUCAGGUCCAAAGAUCUGGAUUUGGCCACCUUAGCCCGCGGCUUCGCCCUCCUCCGCCUGCCGAAGAUGCCCGAGCUGAGAGGGGAUACACUCCCUGAUUUUAAGGAGACGACAGUGGACACAGACAAAAUCCGCUACAAGGACAAGCAAAGGGAGAAGCUGAGACAGAAGUUGCUCCUCGAGUUGAAAGAUCAAGUGAAGAUCUCGUAUCCCAAAAAGAACUUCAUCAAGAAUAAGUCCUGGUCGAAACAGAGGAGCAAGAAGGAGCGCAGGGAAAAAAGGUCCGCCAAGAGGAGGCGUGACGAGGGCUCUGAUGUGGAGGAUGAAGAAAUGCAAGAGCUUUUAAAUGACACUCGCAUCCUCAAGAAACUUAAGAAAGGGAAAAUCACAGAGGAGGACUUCGAGAAUCAGAUAUCAGCUCAGAUCAGCGGACCAAAUUCAAAACACAAAGCAGGAGCAGCGACACAGGAGGGCUCAGGGGGCGAGGAUGUGUGAACAUCUGUGUUUCCACAUGUAAAAAGCAGAAAUCAAAUAAACGUUUGACAUGUGUUUACCUUU